This is a messenger RNA of Anolis sagrei ordinatus, 2436 nucleotides long. It is a transcript of the gene NMUR2, whose product is annotated as neuromedin U receptor 2. Lineage: Eukaryota; Metazoa; Chordata; Lepidosauria; Squamata; Anolidae. Gene Ontology annotation, molecular function: neuromedin U receptor activity. Gene Ontology annotation, biological process: neuropeptide signaling pathway. Gene Ontology annotation, cellular component: plasma membrane. The record is from RefSeq and is a predicted model, not a curated record.
UGAUUGUAAUAGCAAAGGCAGACAUACACAUGAACAGACACACACGCACUUCUCUCAGUGCUUUUAAGCUUCAAAUCUGAAAGGACAUUCUCUGGCUUUUGUUCCCCCUGCCUCUUUUUCCUUCCUCCUCUCCCUGUCUCUCCCUCUCCCUCCUAUUUCUGUUUCGAAUAGAGAGCAAUCUGAAACAAGCACAUCUCAGACAACCUAAGUGAAAUUGGACCUAUACAAGUACCUACAAUGGAUUGGAUGAACAUCUCCUGGUGUCUUCACCAAAGGGAAGAAGAAAUAGAGCCUGUGAGGAGAUACUUCAAUAGCACCGAGGAGUAUCUUGCCUUUUUAUAUGGACCCAAACGGAGCCCUGUCUUCCUACCUAUGUCUUGGGUUUAUGCUAUGAUUUUCAUAGUUGGAGUGUCCGGCAACCUUUUAGUGUGCCUUGUGAUUCUUAAGCACCGAAACAUGAAGACUCCCACUAACUACUAUCUCUUCAGUCUUGCUAUUUCAGACUUGUUGCUCUUGCUCUUGGGAAUGCCUUUGGAAAUCUAUGAAAUGUGGAGCAACUACCCCUUCUUGUUUGGACCAGUUGGGUGCUAUUUUAAGACAGCCCUCUUUGAGACUGUAUGCUUUGCCUCCAUUCUGAAUGUCACAACAGUGAGUGUGGAGAGAUAUAUUGCCAUCCUUCAUCCCUUCCGGGCCAAACUGAAGAGCACAAGGCGACGUGCUUUGAGGAUCAUUAUUGCCCUAUGGCUCCUGUCCAUCCUUUUCUCUCUCCCCAACACCAGCACCCACGGCAUUGUGCAGCAGUUUUUUCCAAACCACACAGAGGUCCCAGCCUCUGAGACAUGUGCUGUGGUCAAGCCCAUGUGGAUCUACAACUGCAUCAUCCAGCUGACAUCUUUUCUCUUUUAUGUCCUGCCGAUGAGUGUCAUCAGUGUGCUGUACUGCCUGAUGGGGUUGAAACUGAGAGGAGACCGCUCCUUGGAAGCAGGUGAAAUGGGAAUGAACAUUAAAAGGCCAUCGAGAAAAUCUGUUACUAAAAUGCUAUUUGUCCUGGUAAUUGUUUUUGGCAUAUGCUGGGCUCCAUUUCAUACAGACCGACUUUUCUACAGUUUUGUCGUAAACUGGACAGAACCUCUUGCCAACAUUUUCAACUUAAUCCAUGUGGUGUCAGGUGUUUUCUUCUAUUUGAGUUCUGCUGUGAAUCCCAUCAUCUACAAUUUACUGUCCAGGCGUUUUAGGAUUGCUUUCCUGAGCGUCAUCUCUCCUCAGUGCAAACACUGGCAUCUCAGACAUACAACCAGCCACCUCCCAUCCCAGAGGAGCAUUUUUAUGUUGGGAGAGCGCAAAUCCAUAAGAUCUGGUGAAGAUAGGAGCUCCCCAUAUAUGCAAAGGUCAUCUGUCUGUAGUUCCCACCUGUCUAGUGGCAUUUGACUAUUUUGCCCUGGACAUUCCUGAAUCCAUUACAGAUUUAGGCAUGGUUGAGGCCAUUUAAAUCAAUAGCCUUAACCAUAGCUAAAUCUGUAUAGUGUUAAUGUCCUCCCAUCUGGAUAGAAACUAUUUAUCCAUGAGCAUCUCCCACCUAGGAGAAUACUUCAGUGAACCAAGCCAUUGUGAUCCUUAUGGAUUCAGACUCAUUUCAUGACAGACUAUGCUUAAAACCUGAGAAAGACCCACGUGAUCGGAUUAUCUAAAUGUUUCCUACAGUUGUCCAAAAGAUGCUCAUAAGCUUUCUGUGCAAUUUGCAGAAUAUCUAAGGGGCACCUGUGUUUAAUGCCAAAAGAUAAAGUGCAUAUGACAGAUGUUGAGGGAAAAAGCAACCUGGAUCUGGAGAAGCAUCUUUGGAGAUUUUGAAUUAACACACUGAGUCUGGAAAUUGCUUGCAGACAUUUUCCAUCCCGGCAUGUAAGCUAGAUGUAUGAAAUAUCUUCAAAAUCCCAGAGUUCUUUUAUGCAAUGAACACAGAGUUUUGGGAUGAAUGAAAUGAAACCAUUUCUAAGAUAAAUCUUUCUCCCUAGAAUCAUAAUCCUGACGGCACUGACAUCAGCAAGAAUGCUUCACAUGGACAGAAUGAAGAAUUUUUCAUUUUAACUGUAAUGCCAAUAAACAUUUUUAUUUUUCUGGGGCAUGUGGUGAGAUAUGAAAACUGGCUCUCUGACUCCAUCACAUCUCCCCUCUGGCAACACAGAAAAGCUCGAACAAUCAAAAGGUUAGUUAUCAUGUGGCCUGGGGGCAUAAUGCAAGGCUACAAUAUCUCACAGUAGAGACAAUACUAAUUUGUAGGUGUUUUCAAUAUGAAGGUAGAUGUGCUUUGAGUGCAAAGUAAUACAAAAUCAGGCCUUGUAUUUCCAACAUGUUCUUGAACUCUUCUGAGGAAUUCUGAGGAUAGAAUGAGAAGUAGACUUUCUGUAGAGUUGUUUGUGAAACACACUGUAAAUGUGU